Penicillium egyptiacum is the source of this 1824-nucleotide messenger RNA. The record is from the annotation of a GenBank genome assembly. NCBI's taxonomy places the organism in Eukaryota, Fungi, Ascomycota, Eurotiomycetes, Eurotiales, Aspergillaceae.
AUGGCUGAUGAACACGGCCCCGGGCCUCUAGCAGAACCCAUGAACCAAGCCUAUCUAUGGCCACUUGUGCUUUUAACCGACCUGGAUGAAGCUAGCCAAGACAAGCUUGCCGGCUCCGUGCAAUUGAUGCUCAAGGAUGACCUUAAAGAUCACUCCAAGCACUACUUUGGAGACAAUAUCAAAGCCAACUCCGACGUCAAAAUUUGGUCGCCAUCCCGAUGGCUCCUUCGCUCUAUCUACCAACAGGGACCCCACCGGGAUUGCCUGGGCAAUAUCCAUGCCCUUGCCGUCCUAGCUUUUCGAUCUGGUCUCCCACGAAUCAUUGUGGCAGACGAGGCAACAAAGCGCCAUCUCGCCGAAAACCGUGACGACGACUGUGACCUGAGGCGUGGAAUUUCAGUGAUUUUGAUAUCUACAACAUGCUUUCCCAACUCAGACCGGGUUUCCAUCUUUCUGAAACGUGCUGCCUGCUUUCCGGUCCAGGACAAUGCCCAAAGACCGGUUCCCACAUCUGACAUUCAAAUGCCCGAGUUCCGAUCCGCCAUCAAAUAUUUUGGGCCGCUAUGGGACCGUGGCCCACGAGAAACUGGAGGCUUCAUAGUACAUGACCCUGAUCAAGAGCUUUCCAUGAUUGGAUCAGCCCAAAUUCUUGCAAGGGAGUACUAUGUAAAAGCUGUGACUGCCGCAUUACGUCCCCAUCUGCCUAUGGAGCUAGCACUUGAAGUGUCAAAUACGCGCAGCAGUCAGAUAAAGAUGCCUGUUUGGGAACGUCGUCCAAGCCGAACGCAUUUAGUCAUAUUCUGCACCUACCAGACCACAACAGAAGAACUACGCAAAACUCAGAAAGUGAUCCAAGAUGGGCUCUCGCCCGUCUUGAAUGGUUACCGGACCGCGGAGCUGGUCCCAUUGGACCGACACCGAAUCAGGACUAGGCGAGACCUCAUCAGUUUCUGGGAGAAAUACCGGCUAUGGGAUGCAUACAUGCCGGUGGGUAGAGGUAUACUUGUGCCUCUGAUUUAUCUCAGUCAACCGCUUAAAAAUAUCAGCUUGGUGCAAUUCGGUGUUAUCCAAGGCCGGGGUACAUCCGUGCCAAUCCCGACAGUCAUGGCUCGGAUGCGCUUGCGUGAUAUCUGUGAGGAUAUGGCAAAAAUUGGCUAUAUCAAUGCUCCUUUACCGGGUGAUUUCGAUUAUGAUUCCAGUCACGAGGGGCCAAGAGAGUUCUUUUGGCAUCCGGAUCAACCAUGUUUGACAAGGCAGCUUCCAUGGAUUUUCUCAUGGCUUACAAUCUUCGCGUCGCCUCCGCUAACCGAGGAGGCGAAGCAGAGAAUCCAGGAUAUCAUGACGGUGUACGACAAGUAUGGUCCGCAUGGUUUAAAUGGACCACACGCCCUGAUUGAGGCACGGACUUUGUCUGGGAGGAACGGUGAAGCUGGCAUGACAAACGACGCUGGCAUGACCAAGGAAGCCUGCAUGACCAACAAAGCCGGCCUGACUGACGAACAGUUGGAAUAUGUCUGGAACACUGUCAGCCGGGAUUACAUCGAGCGUUGCAGUUGGACUAGUGGUGGUUUAUUCGCCUUUAUUGAUGAACAGUUCGUUGUUGGUCAAACCGUUAUCGUAGCUUCGGUCAAGCAGUAUGUUGGUGAUACAACGCAUAGACUACUUGAGCACUUGCCUUUUCCGUGGAUACAGGGUUUCUUCUUCAAGCGCGUCCCUGUUUACCUGGCAGCCAUGUGUGGGAAGGACACAGCGGUUGGUGGCGAGUGGUUGAGCUAUUCCAGGCCUGGUUGGCCAUCUCCUGGGCUACUGCCAGACGGGUUUUGA